AUGACAAUACGCUGCAGACAGAGUAAAAUGAGGCACAGCAGCUCUUGGCCCGAUCGAGCGCCGCAAAAAGUGAAGGUGCGCGUCGAUCCCUUAUCCCGUGCCUUUACUAUCAUCCCAACGAGCCGCGAGACGGUAUAUCGAUUGGAACAAACUGCACCGCGAUCUAAUUGCCUGGAAGAAGUCAUCCUUCUAGAUCGAUGCGCCCCAGGAGGAGGAGUCGCGUCCGUGAUGAUAAAACGAAGAUUAAUCGACGGAAGGCCACCUAUAAAUAAGAAACCCGCGAAUUUCUCCGAGAAUUCGUCCGACGCGAAUAACGAGACGAGGGGUAUAAAAAAUACCAGCCGAUAUUUCAUGCCGCGCAGUCUCUCUUUAAUCGAGACAACCGCAGCUCAUCGGAACUCGGUCAUCGUAUUGGAAGAAAACAUUGUCCGAGGUCAAUCGAGAUGUAAGUCGGACACGCACGUGAAGAUUAACGAAGCGAGGACGAGAGACGCGAAAGGAGGCUCCAUCGUGAGAAGUACAUCGGAUACGGAUUUCCCGAGAAAUCUGCAUGUCGGGGAAGAAGCCAAAGAAGCGUCCGCACAACUGAAAAACAAAUCUCCCUCGUUCGCGGCGACGAAUGCCUUUGAUGUCAUAGUGAACGUUGCAAAUGAAAGCCAGCGCACAGUCAGCGUCGCGCAAACAAACAAUUCGCAAACGCGAGAGACGGAUGAGACGAGGAAAAAAUAUCAAACUGCCGUUUCGCCGACGUCCUCUGCGGCGAGAGGACGCACGUCCUCGCCACCGCACAUCAGGGUGGUGGACUACGACGAUUAUGUGACAGCCAUGUCAUUCUCAUCGAAGAACGAUCUUCACGCCUGUCCAAAGUGCACGUCCGAGGGUGUCCUCCGCUCGCAGAUCGAUCCCUUUCGUUACCCUUCGCGCGGCAGAAAAAACGACGCGAACGCGCGCGGCGUUCGACGCGACAAUAAUCUGGUCGGACGUGAAAAAAAGGAGGCGCGCGCCGAGGGGCAUCAAAGCAAGGAUAUCUGGCAGGGGGACCGUCUAAUCGGGGAGGCAAGAAACGUGGAUAGGGACGGUAAAAAGCUGGAGCAACUGAGAAAGAGCUACGACUUGUCGCCGGCGCGACCGACAGUGGACUUCAGAAAGGAGGCUACUUUGAGACGGCAUUAUUACCCCGAGGGAGGCUGGGGAUACGUCAUUGUCACGUGUUCGGUAUUGGUGCAUUUCAUCGGGGUGGGUCUGCAACUCGCCGCGCCCGGAUGCUGGCAUAUAACGGCCGAGCGGAAAUUCAAACAUCCCCCGUUACAUAGCGCAGGAUGGCUCGGGGCAAUGUCGACGGGUGUCGCCCUGCUCGUGUCGCCGGUUACGAUAGCAUUUUGCCGAAGAAAAAGUACGAGAGUAACGGCAGUUUUGGGCGGCCUCGUUACCGCCCUCGGCUGCCUCUUCACUUCUUUUGCCUCGCAAUUUCAUCAAUUGUUCUUCAGCUACGGCACCGUAGUCGGGAUUGGGGUUGGAAUGACGCGAGACUGCAGUACGCUGAUGGUGGCUCAGUAUUUCAAGAGGAAGAGGGAAUUGGUUGAAAUUUUUAUUGUCUCAGGAAGUGGCUUGGGUAUAGCAGUCAUGUCUGCUUUUAUAAAAGGAAUGAUCACUAAAAUCGGAUGGCGACUUGGCCUUCAAGCUGUCACCGGGGUGGUCUUUCUCACCUUCAUUCUUGGCACAUUUUACCGUAGCGCUUCGCUAUAUCAUCCUCAGCGAAGAGCAAUCUUACAUUUGAAGAAUCAAAAGCGCAAGAUAAAGGACAAAAACAAAACCGCUAAUAAACCACCGUUUUUCGAUUUUAGCACUUUGAAAAGUAAAACAGUGCGAAUUCUCUUGGUAUCUACCGGUAUUUCAGCAUUCGGAAUCAACACCCCGAUAUUUUAUCUGGCGCAUCAAGUGGAAGAGGAAGGUCUCGGUGAUACUGUCGUCCUGCUGCAGGCUUAUCUCGGGUUGGCUUGGACUCUUGGUUGUGUAGCUUUCGGGCUUUUGGUCGUGCAUCGCAGCGUUGAAUGCAGAAUAGCUCGUCAGUAUCUUACACAAGCAGCCGUCUUUGUGUGCGGACUCUGCAUUCUCGCUCUUACCGCCGUUCAAGGAAAUUACCACGGAUACGUUAUGUUCGCGUGGAUUUACGGCAUCUUCUGCGGUGGCUAUCAUUACAGUCUGAAGAUGUAUACGUACGAAAGAGUAAGAGCGCGGAACUUCGCCAGAACGUGGGGUUUCGUCCAAUGUUCCCAAGCGAUACCAAUUGCAAUCGGAGUACCAAUAUCGGGAUAUAUAAAUGUGGGUUGCGGUGGUAAGGCUGGCUACUACUUCAGCUCGACAUGCGUCCUGGUUGGCAGUUUUACGCUCUUCUUCAUUGAUUUACAUAGAAGGAAUUUAUCGAAACAUAAACACACGAGAGCUAAUGGUAAAAAACACACGUGCGCCUCGGACAGCUGUCCUCAACGGCGAAAAUUGUCGUUCAGUCAGGAUCCCAAGAACGAGGGACCUUACGUAGCCGCUGCUGGAGCAGCAGGAGCGACGGCUGCGGCACUCGUACUCGGGACCAACAUUGCUCCAGCACAAGGCGAAGGGAUAGAUGCCUUAGGAACAGAUAAGCCGGAACUCACGUGCAUCUCGGAGGAGGGUAUCGCCGACAUGGAUUUACCCGACAAUUUACUGGACUUCGAUUACAUAGGCGAUUGUAUAACUUCGUGCAACAAGGUCGAGAACUACCUUAUGCUCUCGGAAUUCGAGAACAAUCUGAUUGCUGAGAUGCCAAUUAUAAUGGAUCGUCGUGGACGCAGAUGGUCCCUGGGACGAUCCAAGACGAACCAAUCCAAUUGCGGUCAGACUAGUGGCGUUCAAUCAACAACUAAUGAAGAAGAAGUCAAAUCGAAAUGGCGUUUCACGAAUGUACCGCCCAAUGCUAACACCAGAAUGAUCACCGUUAUUGACGAGGCCAGUGCAUAAAUCUAAGCACGGAUUAUGGAACGUCAUUAACCCUAAACUUGGCAGAUUAAAAAAUAAUUACGUGUGAGUUAAUGUAAAAAAAAAAUAAAUAAUAAAGCAAUAUGCAAAAUA
Messenger RNA from Wasmannia auropunctata (little fire ant), 3105 nucleotides. RefSeq names its product monocarboxylate transporter 8-like. Gene Ontology annotation, molecular function: monocarboxylic acid transmembrane transporter activity. The transcript has 8 exons. Gene Ontology annotation, biological process: transmembrane transport. The coding region runs from base 1 to 2994 and encodes 997 amino acids. NCBI's taxonomy places the organism in Eukaryota, Metazoa, Arthropoda, Insecta, Hymenoptera, Formicidae. The record is from RefSeq and is a predicted model, not a curated record.